Molecule: messenger RNA, 924 nt
Organism: Neurospora tetraspora
Lineage: Eukaryota; Fungi; Ascomycota; Sordariomycetes; Sordariales; Sordariaceae
Exons: 2
Coding region: 37-924 (295 amino acids)
Source: RefSeq, a predicted model, not a curated record
GAGACAGUCAGCUACCUACUGGACGUCAUUGUCGACAUGGACCUGUCAACUAUCGAAAAGACCGCCGAUGACCUCCACGGCGAACUGCAGUUCAUGUUGGACGCCAUGACGGCUCACAGAGAUUGGAUCGCUAGCAAUCGCGCCACUGGUCAAGAGAAUUCCCGACGUAUCGAAGGCAUCGAGAUUAUGGUUCAAACCGGCAUCUCCACGGCAUCACGCCUCAAGUCGGAAAUCAUCAAGCAGAGGAACCUUGUAGAGAAGCAGAUCAGCGAUCUGGCCAAGGACCAACAGUCCGUUGCCAAGCAGCAAGAGGCGCUGACGGCCAAGGAACAAGAUCUCAACGUCCGGGAACGCGCCGUCAAGGGCAACGAGAACAUGAAAGUUCUAAAGGACUCUUUGAAGGCCAGUGACAAGACCCUGACGAAAGCGAAGAAGCAGUACGAGAAGGAAAUCGCAGAACUAGCGCAAAAAAAUGCUUCUUUGGGUGGACAGGCCAAAGCGAGCGAGGAGGAGCUGGCGAACAAGAACCGCGAACUGGACACGAGGAUUUCCGAACUUGCAAAUGCCAAGAUGGAGUUGGCCGAAGUGAAACAGCAGCUUCUUUCUGGCAAAGAGCUGGUCCUGACGAAGGAGAAAGUCGAGACGGAGAAACAACACCUCAAGCGGGAGAAGCAGCAGUUCGAGAUGGAGAAGGAGCAUCUCCAAAGGGAGAAGCAGCAGUUCGAGACAAAGAAAGAGUGCCUGGGCAGAGAACUUGAACAGCUCAGACUCGAGAACGAGGAGAUCAAGGCUGCUCAAGAGGAUUUGGAGGACAGACAAAAGGCUCUUCAAGACCAGAGAAACGAGCUUGCUUCCAAGUUGCUCGAUGCUGAGCUUGAUGGACGACUGAGAGGUCGGAAGAGGCCUGCUCUGCUUUCUGGCUAG